Molecule: messenger RNA, 582 nt
Organism: Selaginella moellendorffii
Lineage: Eukaryota; Viridiplantae; Streptophyta; Lycopodiopsida; Selaginellales; Selaginellaceae
Product: phosphopantetheine adenylyltransferase 1
Exons: 6
Coding region: 22-501 (159 amino acids)
Biological process (GO): coenzyme A biosynthetic process
Molecular function (GO): pantetheine-phosphate adenylyltransferase activity; dephospho-CoA kinase activity
Source: RefSeq, a predicted model, not a curated record
AGUUUAGGGUUUGAUUGGGCGAUGGUGCUCGCCGUCACGAAGGAUGGCGCGUAUGCUGCCGUGGUUCUGGGCGGCACGUUUGAUCGGCUCCACGGCGGCCACAAGAUGCUCUUGAAGGCAGCGGCAGAGCUCGCGCGCGAGAGGGUUGUGGUGGGGAUCAGCGAUGGGCCAAUGCUAGAGAACAAAGAGUUCGCGCAUUUGAUCGAGCCUUACGAGAAGAGGAGCAAUGCAGUCAAGGAGUUUAUCAAGUCUGUGAAGCCGGAUCUAGAAGUCCAAACUGAGCCAAUACAUGACCCGUAUGGUCCAUCCAUAGUCGACGAGGCACUCGAGGCCAUUGUUGUAAGUCAAGAGACUCUGGGCGGAGGACUUGCUGUCAAUAAGAAACGAGCUGAACGAGGCCUUUCCCAACUCAAGGUUGAAGUCGUGGAUCUGUUCAUACUAGAUGGAGGCGCGGAGAAACUGAGCUCCACGUUUCUGAGAAAGUUAGAAGCGGAGGCAUAGCAUUUACCAUGAUAUCUGUUUUCUCUCAUCGCUCGAGAGAACAAAAUAAAAAAUAAAAAGGUUUCAGUGACUUGUUUGCUA